Molecule: messenger RNA, 1623 nt
Organism: Camellia sinensis
Lineage: Eukaryota; Viridiplantae; Streptophyta; Magnoliopsida; Ericales; Theaceae
Source: RefSeq, a predicted model, not a curated record
AAACUGAAACCCUAACCCUAACGACACUCGACGCAGUUCAUACUCAUCCCACCACAUACAAGCAUAAGAAGCACCACCACAGUACGAAGUCAUCUAGUGUGGAUCGAUAUCGCAAGUGGAUGUUCUCUGAUCGUGAUUUUUCCAAUCAUAAAGAUAAGGUUAUAUUUGUAUCGUACAAUAUACUAGGUGUUGAAAAUGCAUCAAAGCAUCCAGACUUGUACUCUAAUGUUCCACCCAAAUUUUUGGAUUGGGACCGCCGGAAAAUGCUUUUAUGUAAGGAGAUCAGUCAGUACAAUGCAAGCAUUUUGUGUUUUCAGGAGGUUGACCGUUUCAAUGAUUUAGAUAAUCUUCUCCAAAAAGAUGGCUUCAAAGGGAUUUACCAGGCUCGAACGGGUGAAGCAUGUGAUGGGUGUGCUAUAUUCUGGAAAAGUGAGCUAUUUACCAUUUUGCAUCAAGAGAAUAUGGAGUUCCAGAGUUUUGGUCUUCGUAACAAUGUUGCUCAAUUUUGUGUUUUGAAGAUGAACCAAGACCGGUCAAAUUCCUGUGGAGAUACUCAAACAGCACGUGGAGAAGUUUUCAUACAUCUUGACAAGGCCCUUCCGUCUCGAAGUUUAUUGGUUGGAAAUAUUCAUGUGCUCUUCAACCCAAAUCGUGGAGAUAUUAAGCUGGGCCAGAUUCGACUGUUUCUUAAGAAGGCCCAUAAACUAUCACAAGAAUGGGGCAACAUUCCUGUCAUACUUGCUGGGGACCUUAAUAGCAUGCCACAGAGUGCAAUGUAUCAGUUCCUGGCUUCAUCCGAGGUGAGUUUUGGUUCCUCGCCUUCUGUCAAGCCCUUGGACCUCCAACUACAUGACCGAAGAAGAAUAUCUGGGCAAAUAUGUCCAUUAGAGUAUCAAGCAUUCCAUUCUCGAAAUAAUUAUGCCGCCAGGCCACUAAAGAAUAGAUGGAGCAAUGAAGAAUUAAUGCUUGCUACUGGGACUGGAGGAGUAACUCAUCUUCGACACAAUUUAAAACUCUGCAGUGCAUACCUUGGAGUUCAUGGAAGCUGUAGAACUAGAGAUAACUACGGGGAGCCCUUGGCAACGUCUUAUCACUCCAAGUUCAUGGGGACUGUUGAUUACAUAUGGCAUACUCGGGAGCUUGUACCUGUGAGAGUUCUUGAAACCUUACCUGUUGACAUUCUAAGAAAAACAGGUGGACUCCCAAGUAAGAAUUGGGGCAGCGAUCAUCUUGCCCUUGUAUGCGAACUGGCUUUCGUGGAUGACAGCAAUGAGAGAUGAGUCCCAGGUCUCCACCAGUCGUCGGUAUUCAGAGCUCCUAACAGUAUGUGGAAGCAGUUUGUGUAUAUUUAUCAGUGUUUCCUGAACUGGGUCACUCAUGUAUAUUUAAAUCAUAGGGAUAAUAAUAGCAAUAGAAAAUUAGUUUCUUUUUUGUUAAUUAUAGGACAAACAUUCAAGUUGAAAACCUCUAUUUUAUUUCAAUUGGGAGCACAAAUUGUGCUGUUCUUGAAUCUUGAGGCAAGCAUCUAGAUUCUCACUCUAUGAGUUAGAUGUACAUUUCAUAAACUUAACUACGAAAUUCUGUAUGAUAAUUUUUUUUUUAUUAUUAUUAUUAAUUUUUUUU